UGGCUGAGGGGAGCGGCGCGGUGCGGCCAUCCCGCCGCCGGGGCUGAGGGCGGGGGCCGCGCCCGCCGCCUGCGCCGCACGAUCGGCCCUGCCGGUGCGCCCGGCGGGUGCGGGGGGGUGGCGCGGUCGGCCGAGGGCCGCUCGGUUCCCCGCUUCCCUCCGCCGGAGUCCCGGGGACGGGCUGGGCGUGCGGGGCGGCGGGUCGUGUCCCGCAGCGGCGUCUGCUGGAGCUGUUGGUCUCGGUCGGGAAAGGGGAGGUGGGCUCCCCAUGCCUCCUCCUCGUCCGCCGGCUUCCAGCGCUGGUCUUUAGUGCGGGGCUGAGCGCGUUAAAUAACACCGGGCUAAAUACGCGAUUUGGGUCUGCGCCGGGGUCCGUUCGGAGGAGCGUGAGGUCCCUCAGCAGGGAUUUUAAAAUCGGAGUCUCCAGCAAUUUCGUCGGUGUCCUGUGGUGUGCUACUGAAUUGCAGCGAUGGAACGGGGUCCUGUAAUCUCUUAACGAGUUGCAGUGAUGGAUCGUGUCCGUCGGCGAGCGGCUGGACGGCGGAGCGGACCCUGUCCCUUCAGAGGUGGCCGCGGUCACCCGGCGUUUGGCUGCGGCUGUCCGGCGGGACCCUAGGGCAGUUGCGACUUCGGCGUCGGAGUAACCGCUGUUGAAACAAGCCGUGGCGCUGUACUGUGCCGGGUUUAGUUGAAACGGAUGAUGCAAGUAUGGACAUAAUAGCCUAUGAUGAUUACUCCAGUCCACCGCUUCAGAGAUAUUGAAAGGAAACCUGAAUACCUCCAGCCAGAAAAGUGUGUUCCACCUCCUAGCCGCGCUUCCCUGGGAACAAUGUGGUUUAUUCGAGAUGGCUGUGGUAUUGCAUGUGCUGUCGUUACCUGGAUGCUGGUGUUCUAUGCCGACUUUGUAGUCCUUCUUGUCAUGCUAGUUCCAUCGAGAGAUUAUGUUUAUAGUGUCAUCAAUGGCACACUGUUCAACACCUUGGCAUUCCUCGCUUUGGCUUCACAUUUUCGUGCUAUGCUGACAGAUCCAGGUGCUGUACCCAAAGGUAAUGCCACAAAGGAGUUCAUCGAGAGUUUACAGCUAAAGCCAGGACAGGUGGUUUACAAGUGCCCAAAGUGUUGUAGCAUCAAACCUGACAGAGCACAUCACUGCAGUGUUUGCAAGAGGUGUAUUCGGAAAAUGGACCAUCACUGCCCAUGGGUCAAUAACUGUGUAGGAGAGAAUAACCAGAAGUACUUUGUACUGUUUACAAUGUAUAUAGCACUGAUUUCCCUGCAUGCUCUAAUCAUGGUGGGGUUUCAUUUCUUGUAUUGCUUUGAAGAAGACUGGACAAAAUGCAGUUCCUUCUCUCCGCCAACUACAGUGAUUCUUCUCAUCCUCUUGUGUUUUGAGGCUCUCCUAUUUCUCAUCUUCACCUCAGUUAUGUUUGGGACCCAAGUACACUCCAUCUGCACUGAUGAAACGGGUAUUGAGCGUCUUAAAAAUCAGAAGCCAAGCUGGGAGAAAAUAAGUGGCUGGGAAGGAAUGAAGCUGGCAUUCGGUGGUGCUUUCUCCUUGGGUUGGUUCAGUCCCUUUUCGAAUCUGAACUGCGAGAGCCCAGCGCCGGCUGAAGCGGCAGCAGCUCCUGCAUCUGCAAUAAUGACCCAAGAAGAAAUUGAGCAGUUUCUCGCUCAAGACGUUGCCGUCCAAGUGUUACAUGAAUAAGCAAAGCAUCCACCAAGAUGUCAAAAGCAGCUUUCAGGUGUUUUUGGUUUUUUUAAUAACUACUUGUGCUGGAGACUUAAGGGGUUGUUCUUUAACAUACUUUUGGUGCAUUAAAAAAUUCAGGAGUAUUUAUCUGGAAGCCAGGUACAGCACUUGCAGAAGCAAUGCAAAUCUCCAGGGAAAGCUUUGUAAGUGAUGAGAUUCAUCAGCUCAUUUUCAGACUUGUGACAACUGCUUUCCUGAGCUUUACUUGGCCUUUUAAGGAAAGUUUAUAAUUGUCAGAUAGAUUGGUCCCAGCUCCCAGAAAUGUGCAGUCCUAAGGAGCCUGACUAAUCUUUUGUUCUUACACCCUUUUUGGGGGGCUAAAUGAUAAGCCCUGCGCAAUGGCCAGAUAAGCCCAGCUCUAAAGGUUUUCUUGAAAAACACAUCCUUUUGAGCUCAUCCCAUGGAUGCUGCCUCUGGAUUAUGAAAACUGCUGGUGCUCAGGUCUUAGCAGAGGUGGGAUACCGACGCAGCAGAUGGGCGAGCUACAAAACAUCUCCAGGCGUAAAUCUUAACCAUCUGUGCUCGUGGGGCUGCGCAAGACAUGCUGCUUAGCUGAGCAGUGUUGGAGCUGGUGGCGGUGCCGGGCCGGUGGGGCCGUUCACCUGUGGCCAGUGCAGCAGAGAGCAGGCAAACACUGGCCGGGUUGUCAAGCUGCUGGUGGGGGAGGCUUUUGCCCAGGGGCUGCGGUUCGUUAGCAGGUAGGACGUGUGGAGUGGGAGCUGCCUGGCCAAACUGCAGCCCAGAAAGCACACAGCUGGUCUAGGCGAGGCACUGAGGCUGUUUCUGUGGUCAAAGAGAGGGAGGCGUUUAACACUGCCCUGUUAGUACUUGCCAUUAUGCAGGGUUUCAUUACACUAAUUUUGCAGCCAGCUCCUGGUGAAUGUUGGUGAACAUGUUGAAGGAACAUGCAUUGCUCAAGGAAGGCGUUACUGCAGGUGGAAAUCGUUGCAGCAAAGUCAUGCAAAGGUGACGCUAGCCGCUGCGUUCAGACACAGGAGAAACACUUGGCAUGUUCCAGAUGUCAGUUAGUGUAGCUUUAAUUUAGACUGGUUUUCAAUUGGGUUUAUUUUUAAUGUCUUGUCAUCUCCAUUAGCUUAAUUGUCAGUAAAUUUUGCAGGAUAUAGAGAUGUGCUCCUGGUUUUGCCUCGCAGGAGAUGCUUGACUUUGUCUCCCCCUCUCCUGUAAUGUGGACCAAAGAGAAUUGCUUCUUCUCAAAAGUAAGAGAAAGGAGUUUUGGGGAUGAAAGCAUGGUAUUGUGAAAGACCUAGGUGAAGUUUUUAUUAUUUAUAGAAGCAAUGCCAAAUGGAGUUUGUGCAAGAUGUUUUUCUUUUCCCCCAAAAAAAGCAUCUGAAUAUCUAUUAAUGGUGUGACAUUCAGGGCUACUGUGGAGGGAUGAGAUUCUCUCCUGGACUUGUCCUCUGCUACAGCAGUCCCUUUUUCUGGCAAAGGGUCUGGGAACAAACCAAGUGCCGUGGUUGUUAGGAGCACAGCUUGGCUAAAACCCAGUGGGUAUUCCCAAACAGUCAUCCCAUCCCCUAUCCCCUCUGGAUGUCUCCUUUUUUUCAAUGGAAAAUAGAUUUAGAAAAUAAAUCAUUAGGACAUGUGUAUUUAUAAAAACCUUUUUGGCAAAGGGAAACACCCUGCACUUGGGGGGAGUUGAGAUGUCCUCUCACAUCAUUUAGAUGUGAGGUCUUGAAUGUCAUUGCUUUGUGCAGCAGUGUGAUAGUGAGGGAAGAAGCUUUCCUGCUCCUGUAGCAGCCCACGUUCCUCUCUUGCAACUUCCCACAGGAAAGGGACACCAGGGACAUAAGCAGAUCUAUAAGGGAUUUCCUAUAGGGAGCAAUAGGGGUGUUGAAGGAGGAAAAGUAAGAGUGCCCUUUUUAGCUCAUGUUUUGCUGCUCAGCCUCUGUAUCCAGUUAAUGUCCUUGUCUCCAGUGCCGCAUCUGCAGAGUGGGAAUGGUGCUACAGGGUCCUGGGGGGAGAAACUGGUUGAUGGUUGAAAGUUGCCUUGAGGCAAGUGCAUGGAGAUGUCAGCCUGGGUAAGACCCCCUUGCCCUGUGUUGUGGUGAUGCUUCAAAAUAUCAAAACUUGGAACAUCAAAAAUGAUCCGAGGGCUGGCGCACCUCUCCUGCAAGGACAGGCUGAGAGAGUUGGGGUUGUUCAGCCUGGAGAAGAGAAGGAUGUGGGGAGACCUUAUUGCAGCCUUUCAGUGCUUAAAGGAGGACUGUAGGAAGGAUGGGGGCAACCACUUUAGCAAGGCUGUUGUGACAGGACAAGGGGUAAUGGUUUUAAACUAAAGGAGGGUAGAUUUAGACUGGAUAUAAGGAAGAAAUUUUUUACUAUGAGGGUGGUGAAACAGUGGCACAGGUUGCCCAGAGAGGUUGUGGAGGCCCCAUCCCUAGAAACAUUCAAGGUCAGGUUGGACGGGGCUCUGAGCAACCUGAUCUAGCUGAAGAUGUCCUUGCUCACUGCAGGGGGGUCAGAGUAGAUGGCCUCUAAAGGUCCCUUCCAACCCAAACCAUUCUGUGAUUCUAUGGUUCUUGGGACACGGACCCCACUUGUGUGGCUUUGGGUAGGUGCAGAUGGAGGCAGUGUAUUUCCUCCACCACUCUCAAACCUGGUUCACCUCAUCAUGAGGACAGGCGUCCUUCACUUCUGUUGCCCACCACUCAUGUUGUUCUUCAGGUGCAGGCAUUUCUAGGCUUUUUUUCUUUUUUUUAAUAGCUGAAAUGGAAAAGCAGUGUGAAGAGGGGGGUGAGAGCCAGAACAGCCAUCUCUACUCCUCCCGCAGCACAGUUAUAGUAUGAGUGAGAGACUGGGACAUGUCCCUGUGCACUAUACAGACCCAUUCCAGCUCAGCCCUGGCUCUGGUGCCCCCAGGACCUGGUGGGGUGACUUCCUAUGUCCGGCGAAUUGGUUGUUCUGGUGUCUCUUGGCUAUCAGUCUCCCUUGUCCCCCUCCCCUGCAAAGUGCCAGUACCCCUCUCUGUCUCCAUAUAGUGUGUCAGCUGUCAGAAAUUUUAAAAGUCUUCAUAAGUUGGAAAAAUCUAUUUUAUCCACAGCUGUGGCAUAAACCUCCUUCUUUAAUGACUACCUGGUAGCUUGAGACCAAAUGUGAUUUUCAUGAAAUUGAAACCAAACCCACAAUUUUCCUUCCUUUCCCUCUGUGCACUCCUUGCCCCUUGUUAAAUCAUGCCCCUGUCUUCAGGCUGUGCUGCUCUGGUCCUAGCUGGCUUGCUGGGCCCUGGGGAAGGUGCUCCUAGAGAGCACUUUCUGCAGUCUGCUGGAGAUCCCAUCGCUGCUCCGGUGCAAGGUGUUAAUACAUGAUGGACAAGGUCGUGGCAGAUGUGGAAACUGUUCUUCUACUUCUUAUCUGGUGUCUUUUGCAGGAGGUUUUCUAUGCAAGUAAAGAAUUUACGUCUCUUGAAAAUAUAUAUGUUUUGCUGUUUGUAACUCCUUUUUAUGCCUCUGGUCACUAUUGUACUUAUUAAAGAACUAAUACUUUAUCUGCCAAA
Molecule: messenger RNA, 5264 nt
Organism: Phalacrocorax carbo (great cormorant)
Lineage: Eukaryota; Metazoa; Chordata; Aves; Suliformes; Phalacrocoracidae
Source: RefSeq, a predicted model, not a curated record